AUGGAACUCGAAAGAGAACACUCCCACCGGGAGCCCGUCUCCCUCAGAAGAAAACUUAAGCGACAGUCUACCAGCACGAUAGACAAGUCGCUACCCGCUGAAGGUAGGGACAAGCCUGCUCCCUACAAGAAACCAUCUUCUCGCCACAGAGAUCCGUCUCGCCGCGAAGAUCGACUUCGCCGCAACGAUCCCCUCCGCCAAGAAAGGACGAGAGCCCCCCUCCGUCCGCACCACGCCGCUCGAGAAAAUCUUCCUCGAGCGACAAACCCCGCAGCUCGAAGAAAUCCUCCUCGAGCGAGAAGAUCCUCAAACUCAUGGAGAAUCUCGUCAAGCCACUCGCCGACGGCGACUUACCACCAAGAACUCGAACGGGUGAAUCGUCGCCUCGACGAGGUCGAUUCGAAAGUUCAUCGCGCCACCAGCUCAGCUCCGGAAUUGACGAAAGCACUCGCCGACACCCGAAGAAGCCCGCUCACCCGCAGGCUCCGCCAGAUUGAGCUACACGAAAGAGUUCGACUCAAAAUCGACUCUUACACCGGCGAAGAAGACCCCAAGAAGUGGCUAACCGCGUUCAACCUCGCCAUGAGGAGGGAGAAAUACAAAUCUUACGAUGAAAGGGAGGCCAACUACUGUCAAGUAUUCGUCGAGCACAUGGCGAAAGAUGCCUUGACCUGGUUCUCUAACCUCCCCGCCGAGUCGAUCGAUAACUUCGACGACCUAACCAAUGCUUUUCUGAAGCAUUACUCCAUGCACAUGACCCGAAUCACUCGGAACAUGUUCACCACAACGCAAACCCAAGGCGAACCAUUGCGCAGCUUUAUGGAAAGGUUCAAACAAGCAGCUCGCGACACUGGCGACAUGCCCGAUAGCGUCCCGCUAGAAGCACUCCGCAACGGCCUCUGGUACGACUCCAAGUUUAAGGAGGAUUUGUCACUAAAACCCCCUGCGACUCUGGAGGACGCGUUCCACCGCUCUCGGAACUACAUCUUCCUCGAGGAAGACCAGCGCUUCUACGCCGAGAAACAUGGAGAUAGGAGGGCAACCUCGACGAAACCCAGAGAGGAACCCAUGGAGGCACGAAAAGAUACGAAUCCAAGAGAUGUCGCGACACCCGAUCUCGACGACUCUGACACGUUUUGCCGCCUCCACGGAACCGGUGACCACUCUACAAGAAACUGCCGACGCCUAACUCGCGAUCUCCUUCGGAGAUACCAGCACGGGGAGCUACCACCGAUAAAAGGGGACCGCUCUCGUCACAGACGAAAGCCGGCACAACCCGUAAUCCCGGAAAACACGCCGGAUGACAUAACGAACUACUCCGACGAAUCAGGGCAAGAGAUUAACAUGAUAAUGAGCAACCCCAUCCAUCGCGAUUCCAUCUCGACGAUCACGGAGCAUGAAUACGCAGCGGUGGAGCACGAUCGCAACCCGACCCGCGAAGAAAUCCCCACUAUCAUCUUCACGGAUCAAGAUACGGCGGGGCUGGAUACCCCUCACGUCGACCCACUCGUGGUCAGCUUGCACAUCAGUGACUCCAGCGUAGCAAGAAUCCUGAUCGAUACCGGGAGCACGGUGAAUCUAAUCUACAAAGAGACCCUCAACCGCAUGGAAAUCAGCAGAGACCAGAUCAAGCGUUCGUUGUACUCCCUCACCGGGUUCACCUCCGAACACGUCUCCAGUGAAGGCACGAUCCGCCUACCUAUCCACGUCGGCGGAACAACCAAAGCCGCCGAAUUCUUCGUCAUCGAUAAACCAGCCAUUUACAACGCCAUUUUGGGCACCCCAUGGCUCCACGAGAUGAAGGCCGUCGUCUCGACCUUUCACCAAUGUGUGAAAUUCCCGGCACAAUCAGGAAUUUACACACUGAGAGGGAAUCAAGGGGGCAGCAAGGUCAUGCUUCCUCUAUGA
Messenger RNA from Microthlaspi erraticum, 1908 nucleotides. The record is from the annotation of a GenBank genome assembly. Lineage: Eukaryota; Viridiplantae; Streptophyta; Magnoliopsida; Brassicales; Brassicaceae.